Messenger RNA from Caenorhabditis auriculariae, 7554 nucleotides. NCBI's taxonomy places the organism in Eukaryota, Metazoa, Nematoda, Chromadorea, Rhabditida, Rhabditidae. The record is from the annotation of a GenBank genome assembly.
AUGAAACCUACGAGAAGGCAGCUGGUUUCUUCCUUGUACAACAUCGAGAAUGUCACUUCUACGAGAUUUAGGUAAAAACCUUUUUUUUGGAAAGUUCAGAAGAAGUUUUUCAUUUAAAAAUACAAUAGUUAGAAAAUCAAUGCGUCCGAUUUGAUGAAGAAUUUUUGCAAAAAAAUCAGGAAAUACUCAAAAUGAGAAGAUUUUGGAAAUCUUGAAGUUUCAAAAUUUUUAGUUGCUAGUUACUUUUCAAUUGAGUCAGGAACUGCGAACUCGGCUCAAUUUAGGCUUUUUCUGAUAUUUUCAAUCACACAAGAUUGAAUAAUCACUAUAAAAAAAGUCAUGGCAGCUGUCACGUGGAAUCAAGAAACGAAAAAAAUUGAUUUAACCUGUUUAAAAAGGACAAUGAAAGAAAAAAAAAUUCAGAAAAGUUACGAUACUCCCUGCUGUGACGAUAAUGUCUAAAAAGCUUGAAAAAUUUCGUUUUUCAUCUUGUUCUCUAGAAUCAAAAAACAAAAGAAAAUUUUGGAAGCUAGUCUUCAUAACUUUUUUCCAGAUCCGACCCGCCACAUAUGGGCGGAAUUUUGGGAAUUCUCCGAGUUUUCGGUGGCUAUGUGAUGGCCCAAGCUUAUACGGUUUCCCGAAUGUUUUUAGUUCAAAGAUUGGGAAAUUCCAAUAAAUUCAUAUCAAACAUGCAUUAUAAUUUCAUAAGACCGGGUAAACAGAAGUGGAAAAAUGAAAAUGAAAUCAUAGUUCAGGUGCACUAGACAAGACUAUUGAAUUCGAGAUUGAAGCGCACGAAGACGUCCUUAAAAUAACUAUUUAUCAUGAUCUCAAGAUUAUUGGACUUUGUUUUGCAAAGGUAAGCUUUUCACACAUUUUUUAACUUUGUUAUAACUUCAUUCAGCUUAAUUCAAACUUGUUAGCUGGAGCAUCGUAUCCAGCGGAUAUACCGCCAAUCACAGAUGUCUUCUCAAUUUCUGAACUUGCCGCUUUGCCAGCUUAUAAAGAACUCAGAACUUAUAUGCAGAAACUGGAUGAUAAUUAUUCUUUCGAACUGAAACCCAUCAAGUUCUUUCGUAAUGUGAAGACCAACGUGUACAGAGUUGAGUUCUUCGCACGUCUGCAUCACGAUUGUUUAGGUGAAUCAAUACAGUAUUUUGUAAUAUGAGAGCAAAUUUUUAGAUUCAACAUUAGAAGGCUCAUCUAUGAUGAUUGGAAUUGCAUUAUCGGACUUUUUCAUUAUGCGAUCAAUUGAGGUAAGACCGAGGUUUUGUAGUUGAAAAUUCGAAUAUUUGUAUUCAUCGUUUUUGGUUUAAUUUUUUCGAGACUAUUGGGAUUUGAGCUUGGAAACUUCUUGGUGUACCAAAUGAAAACCCUAAAAACCUAUUUAUAAAGAAAACCCACCUCAAUGUUUUAGAGGACAUUUGAAAUCCGCGAAAAAAAGCUUUUCUGGAAUUCCAGCCCUCCUCACAUGAAAAUAAGAAAUUUUCGCAUAUUGAAACUAUCAAAAAAUUCAUUUUGUACAUCAAGGAAUUUAUUGGUCGAAUUUUAGGGAGCUCUAAACGUAAAGUGUAGUCAUGGUGGCGUUACAAACACAUAGCAAAUAGAAAUGAAGUUUCCAUCGAAUCUAAGAAAUUUACAGUACUGUCAGAAAAAAUACCAAAAAAGUUUUUUCGUCAUAACUUCCUUGUAAGAAUUUCAAUCUUACUGAAACUUGCUGUAAUUGAGAUAAAUGUUAUUUUUUUAACACUCUGAUGAAGUUCAAGUUCACAGAAAAAAAUGCAGCUUUAGAAAAAUUCAAGAAAAAUCGAACCCCUUACAAGAAAGUUAUGACCAAAGUCGCGUUUUUUUCGUAUAUUUUCUGACGUUACUGUAUAGUAGUUAAUGAAGCAAUAACUUAAAAAAAUGUUUCAGUGGUUCUACGACAGUUUCGGGUUCAAACUGUCCUCUGGAGCAUCUCUGCACCACAAUAUCCAGUUCCAUAAAGACGAAUUAGCACAAGAAGACACGACUCCCCAUAGUACUUUGAACCCUUCCCAAUGGUUUUUGAUAGUCAGUGAGCUACAAGAAUGUUCAUCAAAUAUGGCUUUGAUUCACGGAAAGUUAUUUUCUGCCCAUCGCCCUUGUUUCCUUUCUUUUACUCAACAAGCUUAUUGUGUUCGGGGGAAAGCCCCUCUCCGCAGUUCACUUUGAUUUUUUUGGUAUGAAGGUUGCUGAAAUUUUGUUUAGGGUUUGCAUUUAAAUCUAGAAAAGAAUAUCGAUCUUGAAGGAGUCUGAGAAACUUUUCUCGAAGAAAUCUUACUGUCUUAACAUGUACGAGGUCUAACAGUGUCUACUUAUCGUAUAUACCCUCAUAAAUUUCAUUUUCUUUUCUUUUGAAGGAAAUCUGAAUUUUUGGCAUAAUUUCCCAAGCUAGCUGACUUUCCCAGAAAGCUUUCCAUGCUUCAAAAGUCCCCUAAUUCUACUUUUUUUAUGGGAGUUUGAUUUGAUAGAUCAAAUUGAGGAGAAGAUUGACUUUGUUUCUCUAAUCUUUCGUUAUCUCAAACUGCUUUGUUUUUAUCAGGGUUACUGAUAAAAAAUGCCUUUUUUUAUCGUAGGACCGGAAUUGAAAGAAAUCGAUUCAAAGCUUCUGUGUUAAUAAAGACUUACGGAGAAGCUCAUGCUUGAAUCUUGAUACUGGAAACGCAACAUUUUGUAUUGGACACGAAGAAUCUUAUUUCUUUUUAUUUUCAGUUUGUGAAGCAUUUUUUUUGUCGACUCGGAAGCAAAAAUAUUGAAAAAGGGAAAACGUUUCUCAAAUUAUCCCCAACAAACCAGUAUCUGAAGCUUCGGUGGAAUACUUAGUGAUAAAACACAUAGUAAACUUAGAAAAAAAUCAUACAUCGAACGAUGCCCAAGGAUACGGCUUUCCCAUUUUUAUAGAAAUUGUUUUUUGUAAAAUACAAAAAGCAGCUGAAAUGAUGCGCCUUCUCUAGUAGCCAACCUCCUGAUUCGAAAGUCCUAUGAAAUUUUGUUCCCGCUCGAAGGAACCUCGAAAAGAAUUGACUCAGCAAAUUACCGAAGCAACGCGGGCCGCCUUAUUUUUACCCACGGUCAUUUUCCUGAUUACCAGUGCCAGAAUGUCCGAUUUCUUUUUCACCUUCUUUUCUUUGUCGUGGUUGGCGCUCUGAAGAAGUUCUUCACCAAGUCAUUCUUUGUUUCUUCUAAAUAUAAGAGUAUCAUCCAACAUUCUCCACACUUCGAAGAGCUAGUUUACACUCAGAAAAAGGAACUGCUCUUCUUCUCCGUUCCAAAGUGCAAAGCUAAGCCUUGAUGGAUCAGAACAAUUACUCAUGGGAGCCGGAGCGAGGCAGGAAACUUUGGCUCCUCUUGUUUUCUAGCACAGCCGCCCUAUGCUGUUAUCUGUAAACUUAUUUUCAGUCAAUAGGAAACUUUUUAUCUUGUUUGUUUGCUACUUUACACCGCUGUUUAGACUUCUUAGUAGGAUAUUAUACGUCAAUAGCGAACGAAAGUUUUUUUUUCGAUUCGAAAAUUCGACGGAUUGUUGAAAACGAAAAUGAAAUAUCUUCCAGGUACUACGGUAGAGAUCAAGAUCAUUUUCAAACUAAUCAAAAAGUACAUGAUAAUUUUUAGAAUAUUUCUUUAAAGCAAUACUCUUUUUUUUUCAAAUAUCCGGCCACGAGAAACACAAAAAAAUGUUGCUCGUCAAAAAAUUAGGCCGAACGGUGGAACUUUUUAUUCUUUCAACCUUUUUCUUCAUUUUGAUAAUAUUUUUUCAGCAAUUCCAUCCAAUGCCAGCAGCUGAAGCGCGCACGAUAGAAUUCAACGUAGGGCUGAACUUGUUCAUUCUCUACGAUGUGAGCUCAUAAAGUCGGAAAAGUAACCCUGCUGUUUUCAGGACAUGACAAAUCGUCUGAUUCGUUCUCAUAACGACGAGAAUUUGUACACUCUCGGAUAUUUGAAUCAUCACAUGGUCGUGAGUUUUUUUGAAAGUGUUUUUGUAACAGCGAAACUUUUAAUUUUUCAGGACGUCGAGAACGGAAAAGCCCUUUUUCUGAGUCCCGUGAGUUGAUUAAAUUUUUUUAGCUUUUGUUAGAAGGCGUAAGUUUUCGAGCUUACUUUCUCAAAAAAUACUUGUAGAUAUGAUAAAAUUAAGUAAUGAUAAUUUUCGAGUCAAAAUGUUGUUCUCACUGGAAAAAAAAUUUUUUUCAACUUUUUUGUAAAUCUCUCAUCAUUUCACUCCCGUCGUAAUACAGUGAUAUUUUUGCUCUACUUUCAGGAAGAGAUGAUUUUCAUCUUGAACAGAACGAAAGACAAGAUUCAAAAUAUAAUCGAUUCACAUGGCAUGUCGGGAAUGGUAUGUAACAAAAGCCUUCUUGAAUAUUUAGGAAAUACUGAAAGAUUCAAAUAGUCUGAACGGUUCUUCAUGUAAUCUAUCAAUUCCUAGUGUUUUUCCUGAUUUACGAAUCAAAUUUUUAUUGUGAAUAAAUCAAUUAUAAAAACCUAAUAAGGAACCGUUAUGAAAGAUACGACUUUUUUACAACUGUAAGGAGCUCAACCUUCCUGAUAAUUUCUGAAGCCGCGUUUUUUUUCUGUGAGCUGAAACUCCAUCAGAGUUUUAAAAAUAACAGUCAUCAAAACUCCAGAAAGUUUCAGAAAGAUCAAAUUCCUUACUAGAAAGUUUUGACCGAAAACCCGCUUUUUGUACUUUUUCUGACAGUACUGUCUUUAACCGAAAUCAAAAAUCGCAUUGACCAAAAUUUUCAGUUCCAACCGUCGUUGUUGCAUAUCACCGAGUAUUGCAAUAAAGCUCGAAUUCUGUGGGCUGAAAACCGCGCGGAAGCGCAGAACAUGAGCUUCAUGCGUCUGCAAGAGCUCUGUGAUGAAGACGAUGGAUUGAUGGAUUGAAUUUGAGCCCAUUUCUGUCAUAUUUUCUCCUUUUAGACUUUCAUCCAACUAUUUUAUCUGCUUUUUAUGAUUUUUUGAUUUUUGUGAAUGCUUGGAAGUAAAAGUAUCGAUGAAAUUUUUAUAUUGUGAAUAAAUAUUUUGUAAAUUUUUAUUGUAAAUCGGAGGGAAAUAACAUCAAAUGACAUGGAUAUGAAGAAAAAGGGGACUAACGGUGGUCUCGAUGUUUGAAAAAAAAUUGGAAAAGUUCUCUAAAAAGUGGAUAAAUCUUUGUUGUUUGAGGAUUCCAUAGUUAUUGGUUGAGUUUUUUUCAAUAUUUUAAAAGUAUUUUUUUGAAUUAAAAAAACUAUGAAAUUUUCCGGAACGUAUUCAAAAUUUUUUUAUUUAUUAAAUCUCGUGUAGUACCACGAUUUGGAAUUUCCCUAAACGACACUCCGCUGUGCCGCUGCGCGCCUUUGGUCGCGCUUUUUAAUCAUUUUUCUUUUUAUUAAGGUACUCUACUUUUUAUGUGCUCCUACUGCAAUAACAAUCAAUUGAAAGCGUGACUUAUAUUCGAAAGACGCUUCGCGAACGCACGCAGCGGAACAGCGGAAUGUCGUUCGAUGAAAUUUCAAGUCAUGGCACACAGACUAUGCAACUAUUAGACUUGCCUUAAAAAAAUUGUAAAAAUCCUAUUUAUGAUCAAUUUUUUUUCGCGACUUCUUUUUAAUCGCAAUUUUUGAUCAAAGUUUAUAUGAAUCGGUUACUUUUACUCACUAAGUUUUUGAGGGUUUCUGGACGUGAUAGUGGCUAUUUGCGCUAAAUCCUGGGUUCAGAAACUUCUUUUGACGAGCUCAAAAUAAACCUACCUCAAAUGAAACUAAACAUGUUGAAAAUUACGUGUAAAAUCAUAAUCUCGGUCUUGUGAAGAACUUUCAGAACAUUUGAUACAAUUUUUUUUUUUGAAAAGUUGAGAAAAAGAGAAAGUAGACAAAAUGGUCGAAGUGGCCAGAACAGAAAAAUUAAAAAAAUCUAGAACCUUUAUUUGAAUCAAGACAUCAAAGAUCGAAAACAGUUUUUUACAGCCAGUAAUGCAUUUGGGGUCUGCAAGCACAAUUGCUUGUCUCAUCGUAUCAAAGAGCCAGGGCACGAAAGAGAGGAAAACGAUUACUCAUUGGCGUUUCGGGCCGGUCAGCAGACUUUGGCUGCUUCUGUGCCUUUCUUUUUCCUCUCUAGUGCAAUCGCCCUCUGGCAUCCAAGCUCAGUUUGCUGUUUUUUUCAGCUUUUGUCAGAACUUAUACCUUUUCAAAACGUGUUGAAUUAAAAGAUUCGAAGGAUCUUGAAGAAUUUUGUUCCUUGAAUAAUGGUUUUGUAUUAGUUUUCUCAUUUUCUCUCUUUCUCUAAAUUUUUUCCUUCAUUUUUUUUAUUCUCUAAUUUAUUUACUUCACUUCCGAAAUAUAUUCAGAAAAACUUUGAAUUUUAUUGGAUAACUUUUGUGCAUUUUGGAUUGCAGGCUUCGAAAUAUCAGUCAAAAAGCUAUUCUGAAAAAAACUUGGGAUGCAGCUUAUCGCGAUGGGGAAAAACGUCGAUUGCGUAUUAUCCAGCCUUCAACAAAAAUCUUGCUCUCCGAUGUGAGUUGAUCCCGAAGAAACGCUAAAAAUAUAUAUAUAACAUUUUAGCAAAGAGUUUAUCAGGUCAUUUUUUACCAGAAUGGCGAAACGCCAGAAACAAUCGAGUAUCUGGAAAACCGAACCAUCGUGAGUUUCUUUCAGUUUUCACUUUCUUAGAUUAUUUUCAAUCGAAAUCUGAAAUCAAGUGUUGUUUUGUUUUUCAGGAGAGCCCCACGUGCAAAUCUCUUUUGCUGUCGUUUGUGAGUUUAAAAAUACAGUCGAAAAAAAAACGUGCAUUUUUCCAAAAUCCAAAGAAUUUUCGUGUUGGCAAGCCCAAUGCGAUUUGAUCUAACCAUUUAUUGAGGUCAUUUUAUUUAAAAAAAGAUGGAAUAUCGAAAUUUGAAAGAGGGUUAUAGGGUGCCAAAAACAACUUUUUACAUAUUACUCACCUCGGCGUGACUUUGAGAACUUUUCGAUCUUCGUCAAGUGCGAUCAUUUUUGAGUUAGCCUCCCAGGAAAGUGUUCAGGCUUUUUGCUAAGGACGAUUUUUUUUUUCGAUUUUUGUAGAAAAGCUCUGCAUUACAAGUUUUUUUGAUAAUUUGACCAUAUCGAUUUCAGGACGAACUUUUCUACAUGUUGAGAAGAACCGCGAGGAAACUGGAAAGUGUGAUGGCCGACAUCCCAAACACAACUCUGGAUGUUGGUUCUUUUUUCUUGGAUAAAGUUUUUUCAAGAUGAUAGGAAUGUUGCGAAAUAUACUCAUAGAGUUUUUGAAUUGGAUAAAACUUUUUCUCAUUGAAUCGGAAAAAAAACUUCACUUUGACUGAAUCAAAUGUUUCCAUCCUUUUUUUAAAUAAACUUUCGAACCUACUGAAAACGUAACUUUGUUUGAUUUCAGCUCAAUCCCAUCGUGGCGAGCAUCAACGUCUACAUCCGUAUUGCCGAAGCACUUCAACAUGAAAAAAGCCACGAAGCCGAAGAAAUGAGCCGCAUCUCCCUCCAAGAACUUUGUGAAGGGGGCAAAGAACUUGGUUCUGGAGACCAACCUUCUACGAGUUGA